This is a messenger RNA of Rhipicephalus sanguineus (brown dog tick), 1210 nucleotides long. RefSeq lists its product as uncharacterized. The coding region runs from base 629 to 1210 and encodes 193 amino acids. The transcript has 3 exons. Lineage: Eukaryota; Metazoa; Arthropoda; Arachnida; Ixodida; Ixodidae. The record is from RefSeq and is a predicted model, not a curated record.
AAGACAGCACGUCUUCAAAAUCAGGCUAGCGUACUUAAGAAAAAAUUGAGUGCCAUGCUAGCCAAGAACGUGUCAAUCGCAGAAGAAGAUUUCAAUGCAAAAGUAGCUCUCCUACCAGAGAAGCAGCGUGAGGCAACUCUCCACAUAUUCAAAGCUUCCUCACGGAAGAGCACUAAAGGCAUGAUAUUUUCAAAUGAGUGGGUGCUCGAAUGUUUGAUUAUGAAGCUGAAAAGUGCAAAGUUGUAUGAGCACUUGAGAAAAGAAAAAAUCUUAGUUCUCCCCAGUAAGACUACGCUUCGCAAAUAUUUAAAAUGUUACAGAACUGGGUUUGGAUUCAGCAAUAAAUCUUUGAUGUGCUGAAACAAAAGACUUGCACUAUGGACGAGUUUUCAUGCCAUGGAGGACUCAUCGUGGAUGAACUGAAACUCUCGGAGCACCUCUCAGUGAACAGUGAAGGCCGCAUUGAUGGCUUCGUUGACUUGGGACAGUUUACGUCUGACAAAGAUAAGCACAGUGUCUGUGAUCACGGUAUGGUGAUAAUGUUUGUGCCCUUGUUGGAAAAUGGACGCAAAUACUCGCUGCAUUUGCGACUCAUGGAAACAUAAAUGGGAGCCUGCUGACGAAGAUAAUGCUUGAAGCCGUCAUUUUAGCUGAGAAGGCCGGACUCAAGGUUGAUUUCAUUACAUCUGAUGGUGCCACUUGGAAUCGGAAAAUGUGGUCUGUGAUGGGCAUCAAAGCAUCACUGACAGAAACGAAAUGCAGCACAUUGCAUCCAGUGGACCCAACGCGCAAACUCCAUUUUCUGUCGGACUUUCCUCAUCUAAUUAAGUGCCUGAGGAAUGGACUACUAAGGUCGGACUACGAAACACCUGAGGGCCGGGUAUCUUUAGAAUUCGUACGCAAAGCUUUGGCACUGGAUGGUUGCAGUGUGACAUUGCAGGCAAUGCAUGGAAUCACCGAAAGCCACACGAAUCCCAACAAUUUCGAAAAGAUGCGAGUAUCAUUAGCUUUUCAGCUUUUCGGAGAAAAAGUGAUUCAUGGUCUGCAGCUGUACAAGUCCGGAAUUGAAGAUGCCUGUGGUGACAUAACAGCUACACUGAAGUUUUUCAAGAUCAUCCAUGACCUUGUGCAAAUGAUGACUUCACGAUUUCCAGCUGAAGCGCUGCGCCCAAAUUCAGCAAGUGUUGAGAAGCUGCAAUCGUUUUGGUAG